AUGUAUAUUUUAGGGGAAGAUGCAUCCCUAUAUUCAAGUGGAUCUAUACAUUCGGGUGGAACUGUUUCACCCUCAACAGAAGACUUGGCGAGUGAAUUGCAGGGUCUUUCAGUUGAGGAACGUGAACGACAGAAGGAAGAAUGGAGUGCAGAACUUUCUAAGGUUGAAGAAGAAAUUCAAACACUCAGACACGUUCUAUCUGCCAAAGUUAGAGUCUCACACGAAUUGAAAAGAAAAUUGGGCAUCAGUGUGUGGAAAGAAUUGUCCGAUGAUGUCAAUCAGGGAUUGCGAAACGUUAAGGAGAGUCAAGUAUUCCAAAAAACAGAGUCAGUGUUUAAGUCCACAGCAGAAAAAACAACUAGUAUUCUUGGUGGUUUUGGCAGCGGACUCUCAACUAAGUUGGGACAAAUGAGAAAUUCUGAAAGCUUUAGAUCUCUCGAAGAGAAGGUCGGUUCAGCCUAUGAGAAUGUAAAGACGAAAGUCGUACCAUCCAGGUCCAACUCCAUGCAGAGCUUCGACGAGGCUUUGAGAGAAGCGGAAGCUUCCAGGCGUGCAUCAGCAGUCUCUUCUGCAACAAGUCCAACUAUACCUGAGGACAAAGUUCUUUCAUAGUCUCCUCUCAUUACUCAAACUUCUGUUAUCUCGAUUCCUUGUUCUUUGAGGAGGGUCGAGCGUGGCUGGCAAGUCGAAAUUCAAAAUUCAAAAGCAAAAUCAUUAAAAAAAAAAAAAA
Molecule: messenger RNA, 730 nt
Organism: Belonocnema kinseyi
Lineage: Eukaryota; Metazoa; Arthropoda; Insecta; Hymenoptera; Cynipidae
Product: tumor protein D52
Exons: 4
Coding region: 1-612 (203 amino acids)
Cellular component (GO): cytoplasm
Source: RefSeq, a predicted model, not a curated record